This is a messenger RNA of Thermothielavioides terrestris NRRL 8126, 2281 nucleotides long. RefSeq lists its product as uncharacterized. The record is from RefSeq and is a predicted model, not a curated record. Lineage: Eukaryota; Fungi; Ascomycota; Sordariomycetes; Sordariales; Chaetomiaceae. The transcript has 4 exons. Gene Ontology annotation, cellular component: membrane. Bases 351 to 1664 code for a protein of 437 amino acids. Gene Ontology annotation, biological process: phospholipid biosynthetic process. Gene Ontology annotation, molecular function: phosphotransferase activity, for other substituted phosphate groups.
GAUUUGUUUCGGCCGACCAGCAGUCAACAACUGGAAAAAAGACGGGAUGAGCGCUUGCGAGGUGCGAGACCUGUGAACAUUGCAGGACACACAAAGUCGCUUGUGUGCCUGUCACAGGACCUUGCAGUACCUCGGGCCCGUCGGUUUCUGCCCACGACUAAGCCCAACCCUUCCUUUCCUUUCUUGGAUUUCCCCCAAAGUGCCAUCCUCGGAUCCAUCGCCAACUUCGAGCACUCCAUUUCUGGUCCACUAUCCGUUACUCGUGACCGCCGACGACCAUAGGACAGACAGCAUACGGAUUACAUACCGGCCUUAUCGGAAGUCGGCCGGUCGUUCGCCGGCAGCCAGCGAUGGCUCCCAACAGCAAAGAAGCAGUUGCCGAGUGCAUCUCGGACGACGCGCUCAUCCACCUCAAGUCGUACAAGUACUCGGCCGUCGACAAGUCGCCCAUCUCCUACUACGUCCUGAGACCAUACUGGAAUGCCUUCGUCGAGCUAUUACCGCUAUGGCUAGCCCCGAAUAUGGUGACCCUGCUCGGGUUCAUGUGCAUCCUGUUCAACGUUGGCCUUUUGGUGGUCAUGAUCCCGGAUCUUGAAGGACCAGCACCACCAUGGGUAUACUACAGCUUUGGCUUCGGCCUCUUCAUGUACCAGACCUUCGACAACGUCGACGGCAAGCAGGCCCGGCGCACCGGCACGUCCAGCGGCCUCGGCGAGCUCUUCGACCACGGCAUCGACAGCCUCAACUGCACCCUCGCCAGCCUUCUCGAGACGGCCGCCAUGGGCCUGGGCACUUCCAAGUCGGGCGUCUUCACCGCCCUCUGCCCCUGCUUACCCAUGUUCUUCUCCACCUGGGAGACAUACCACACCCACACGCUCUACCUGGGCGUCGUCAACGGCCCGACCGAGGGCCUUCUGCUCGCCUGCCUCGUCAUGAUCAUCUCGGGCUACUGCGGCCCCGCCAUCUGGACCCAGCCACUUGCCAGCCUGCUCACCCCACAUCUGCCGCUGCUCGGCACUCUCGGCCUGACCGAAGCCCACCUGACCGACCUCUCGAUCCGCGACAUCUGGGUGACCUUUAUCAUCGUCUCUCUGCUCUUCACGCACAUCCCCUUCUGCAUCCACCACGUCGUGCAGGCGCGCCGCGCCAAGCACCUGCCCGUGGCCCCCGUCUUCCUCGAGUGGACGCCCAUGGCCGUCUACACGCUCUCGAUCGGCGCCUGGCUGUACUCGCCGCACUCGACGCUGCGCCGCGACAACCACCUCGUGCUGUUCUGCAUCGUCAUGAGCUUCGUCUUCGGCCGCAUGACCACCAAGAUGAUCCUCGCCCACCUGACCCGCCAGCCCUUUCCCUACUGGACCGUCAUGCUGUGGCCCCUGGUCGGCGGCGCCGUGCUGGCCAACCUGCCCCGCCUCGGCCUGCCCGCCGUCGACGCCCGCACCGAGUACCUGUACCUGUGCGGCUACCUGGUGUUCGCCGCCGUCGCGUACUUCCGCUGGGCGUACCUCGUCACCACGAGCAUCUGCCGCUUCUUGGGCAUCAACUGCCUCACCAUCCCGGCCCAGAAGCAAAGGGAAAACGAGAGGAUGACGGCUGCGGCGGCGGCUGUCCUGGGGAAGCAGCCGGCCGCCAAUGGGGAUGUCAGUGGACGCAAGGUGGAUUGAUUUCGAUUUUGCGUACCUGCCAUGCCACCUUUCCUGUGGAAUCUAGAUAACUACCUACCUAAGUAAUGAAAAGCGGUGCUUGAGUAUUAGACGGUGGGCGGUUGAGGCGGGAAGGGGGAGUGCCUGGCUACCCAAUCAUAUGGUCUCACAUCUCGCAGAAUUGCAGGUUAACCGGACGGUGCUGGCUGCUGUUGGUUCAAUUCGGCCUUGGUUUUGGCAUCGCAGUGACGUUCUUCGUCGGGGUGGGAGCGUCUGUCAUGGAUGGGCAUUACGGUGGCCCUUCUUCUGCCGGUAGCAGUGGUUUAAUGUCACACGCGGUGCGUCUGGGGUCUGUGGUGGAGGGCUGGUCUCGAGGAUAGAGAGCUCUAACGAGGAUAGAGAGCACAGUUACUCUGAGUAUGGUCACCAAGGGCCGGGAUGUGAGGCCGGCGGGUUUGGAGGAAGGAGGGUUGCGUUGUGAUAGCCAGCUUUAGCAUGCAGGACCAUUGCAUCAGCCAAACAUACCGUAGGUUCGCGAGCGGCGGACGUUGUACUCAACAGACUUCACGGACGCGUGGGGGCAUACGGGGACCGAGCUAGUGGGGAGGUAGCAGUGAUCGAGAGCAAUCCUAGAUCAU